Messenger RNA from Rhododendron vialii, 1342 nucleotides. RefSeq lists its product as uncharacterized. Lineage: Eukaryota; Viridiplantae; Streptophyta; Magnoliopsida; Ericales; Ericaceae. Gene Ontology annotation, molecular function: protein binding. The record is from RefSeq and is a predicted model, not a curated record. The coding region runs from base 154 to 1164 and encodes 336 amino acids. The transcript is spliced from 6 exons.
AAAACCAACCUUCUUUUUGUCUACUUUGGAGACUUUAGACCUGGGUUUUGUUUUGUUUGCCUUUAUAUGGGUUGCCACCUCCCUCUCCUCUGGCCCCAUUAACAACAAUUUGGUCGUGAAUUUCUCUCCUCCCUCCACAAAGCCAAAACAAACAUGGUGCUUCCACCUAGAAGAUCAAACUUUCCUUCUGAUCACUUCGAAGAUCUCUCUCUCCCUACAAACAUGGCGCCACCACCUAGAAGAUCAAACUUUCAUUCUGAUGACUUCGAAGGAAGAUAUACGCCACCAACACACUACUCGUUAAAAAUUCAAUCAUUCUCGCUGCUUUCCAAAUCCUCUGUAGACAAAUACACUUCAGAUAAAUUCGAAGCAGGGGAUCACAAAUGGAAAUUAACCAUAUACCCAAACGGGAACAAGAAGAGAGGAGCGAAAGGUCAUAUUUCCAUCUAUGUGGGAUUAGUUGAUACAAGUUCUCUUCCUGCUGGUUGGGAGGUUAACGCGAUAAUCAAUAUGUUCGUACAUGAUCAAAUUCAAGACACGUAUCUUUCUCUAUCAGGUGGAAAGGUGACGCGUUUGCACGCAAUGAAAACAGAAUGGGGCAUUGCCGACUUCAUUGACCUUGAUGAAUUUAGCGACCCUUCAAAUGGGUUCCUCAUCAACGACACCUGUGUGUUUGGGGUCGAUAUUUUUGUCCUCAAACAAACAAGCAAAGGAGAGUGCUUGUCGUUGUUGGACGAACCUGCAACCGGUAAACAUACUUGGAAGAUCAAAUCUUUUUCAAACCUUGCGCUUGACCGUUACGAGUCUGAAGCAUUCACUGUUGGAGAUCAUAAAUGGAAGAUUCGGAUCUAUCCUCGCGGAAACGGCGAUGGCAGGGGCAAUAGCGUUUCAGCGUUUCUAGCAUUGGACGAUUCGACUCUUCCACCUGAUACGAGAGUCUUCGUGAAAUUCAUCCUUUGUGUAAUCGCCCAAAAUCAAACAAAAGAUUCUCGCGUUGAGCGUGAAAUUGAUAAUCAUUUUGGACCUUCAAACUUGGUCUUUGGUUCUCCAAAGUUCAUCUCACUUGCUAAACUCAAUGACCCAACCAAGGGAUUCUUGUUGGACGACACCUGCACCAUUGAAUCACAGGUUACUGUGCUUGGAACAGUGGCCACAGCAUCUUAAAAAUAUCUCUCCAAAUUUAUUCUAAUAUUGUACGUAGCAGGAUAAAGAUGGAUGAUAAUAAUUCAGGGUCCAUAUUACAAUGGUCUUCUGCUAAAUUAACAUGUGUAACUACAAAUGCAAAGAGAAACAAACGACUCUAUUAAGUACUCUAGUCAAAAUUUGUUCUCAGAUUGCCAAA